AUGUUGGAAGCCUACACUUUUCAAGUCUUCAUAGGCUUUCCAGCAAUCACUGUGAAUCACAGUUUCCGACUUGACGUAAUAUUUAUUUCGUGCACUGAUACUGAGAUACAACAAUGGCCGAUCAGAAAAUUGUUAGUAAAAAAGCUAAAGCUCGUUCUUGACAAUAAAACCAAGCCGCGAAACAGCGUUGACACUAAAGUAGAAAGCAGGCGGUCGCUGGCGCGUUACUCUAGUGGAGAGGAGUCCGAUUUAGACGCCACAAAUUCCAAGGAGAAGCGCGGGCGACGUGCCACCACUGGCGGGUCCAUGCUACCGCCAACGAGCAAUAAGACUCGUCGAUUACCCGUUAAAAAGGAUUCUCCCGUCAAACGUGACUCCGACAAAGGUUCAGAAUCGGAAGAAGAAAAAUCUCCGGUGCGAAUACGUGAAAAAGUUGAAACUGUCACGACGCGUCACAUCAAACGCACGUACACAAAUGAUCAAGAUGAUUACGAAACCGGCUCUGAUAGUGAUGUUGACAGCGACAAGAAAACAAAUACAUCAUUUAGAAGCAACUCUAGGGAGCAAGUUAGCUAUGCAAAGGAUCUUUUAAAAGUCAUACACCCAGAGCUCACGUCCAGAAUAGCUUCUUACAAAUGUGGAAAACCAGGAGUUAUGCCGCACCUAACAGAAAAAGAAAUCAUUGACAUUGCCAGUGCUAGAGCUGAGACUGUUGAUAUUAGUCAAUGUCGUACAGAUCUGAACAAUUUGCAAGUUUUGAUUGUGAACAACCCUAGAUGGGGACUGUCCGUUGUACAAUUAAAAAGUCUAUAUACAAAAGAUGUUGAGCACACACCUCUUACUGCCAUGGAAAAUGUUGUACAACAACGUAAUAAAGGCAGUGUGGCCUUAACACUUACAGAUCCAUCUACACCCAUAUCUUGUUUGUUUGUUAAUACUUUGUACUCUGCUGGAUCAACUUUUAUAGUGGUAGGACUUAUGGGUGUCAUAAUUCUCGGAUUACAACGACUCUACAAGUACUAUGUUGGAUAUCAGAAAAAGAAAAACGAAGAGAUCUACUCUAUGGUAGAGCAGAUAAUAGAUAUCAUAUCUCAAGAGACAGAGGACAGUGGUGAGCCCUACAUAUCAGUCGACCAUGUUAGGGACACAUUGAUUUCCCCACAAAACAGGGAGAAGAUGGCAUCAACUUGGGAUGCAGCUGUUAAAUUCAUCCAAAAAAACGAAAGCAGAGUGCGAAUGGAGGUCCAAUCGGUUGAUGGUGAAGACUGCAGAGUAUGGAGAUGGAUAUCACCACAUGGGAGCCCAAAGCGCAGUGCAGCUUGGCAGGGUCAAGCUUUUGAAACGCAAGAAGGUUCUGUUAAUAAUCUUACGGUCUCUCCGACCCCUUGCCUUAAAAUCCGCCAUAUGUUUGACAAAAACGACACAAACCCAAACUUGAGAGCAGUCAUUCAGGAUGCGAUUCUAGAAAAAUGCGGUGACCGAUGCAACAUUCUGCAUAUUGAUAUAGAAAGGACUUCAUGUUGCGUUUAUGUCAAAUGCGCAACGCCCAUAGAUGCAGGAGUCGUUUAUAGAAGUUUACAUGGAUGGUGGUAUGAAGGCAGGCUUAUAACUGUAAAAUACCUUCGUUUAGAGAGAUACAUGCAGAGGUUCCCUAAUUCCCCAUCGAUGGGACCAUUCCUUAAGCCUUCUCGUCAAAGGCGUUUAUGGGAGGAA
This is a messenger RNA of Iphiclides podalirius (scarce swallowtail), 1713 nucleotides long. NCBI's taxonomy places the organism in Eukaryota, Metazoa, Arthropoda, Insecta, Lepidoptera, Papilionidae. The record is from the annotation of a GenBank genome assembly.